AUGGCGCUACCAAUGAAGCCCCCGCCGGACUUGGCAGUUUAUGUUGAGGGUUUGGACGGCCCCAGAGGCAAAGUAACCGAUCAGAUAAAACCAAGACAACUCAUCACCGAUUCUGUAUAUUCCUCCUGUGUCCGCCCAUUUUUCUCUCAUUUCCGCACAACCCAUUUGGAUUCCAUUGCAUCUUCAACCCGUUUUUUUUUUUUCUAUGGCUUCUCUCAGUUUCUCUCCCAUCAGAGGCAAACCUCUGGCGGGGACUUCCGGUCGGUUCGCAGGCAGAGUUUGGCUCGGCCCAGCAGAGUUGGGUUUAGGGUCUUUGCUUCUGAGGGUCAGGCUGAGCCUGAUCUCAGUGUCACUGUCAAUGGAUUGCAUAUGCCGAAUCCUUUUGUUAUCGGGUCCGGUCCGCCCGGGACCAAUUAUACCGUCAUGAAGAGGGCUUUUGAUGAAGGUUGGGGUGCUGUGAUCGCCAAAACUGUGUCUCUGGAUGCUGCCAAAGUUAUAAAUGUAACUCCUCGGUAUGCCCGGCUACGAGUAGGAGCAAAUGGCUCAGCCAAAGGACAAAUUAUUGGGUGGGAAAAUAUUGAACUAAUAAGCGAUCGGCCUCUUGAAACAAUGUUGAAAGAGUUCAAGCAAUUAAAAGAAGAGUAUCCUGAUAGAAUACUUAUUGCUUCAAUCAUGGAGGAAUAUGAUAAAGCAGCCUGGGAAGAACUUAUCGACCGAGUUGAGCAAACUGGAAUUGAUGCCCUUGAGAUCAAUUUUUCAUGUCCUCAUGGUAUGCCAGAGAGAAAAAUGGGUGCUGCAGUUGGGCAAGAUUGUGCACUUUUGGAGGAGGUUUGUGGAUGGAUAAAUGCAAAAGCCACUGUUCCGGUGUGGGCAAAAAUGACUCCUAACAUCACUGACAUUACACAGCCAGCUAGGGUGGCUCUGAGUUCAGGAUGUGAGGGGGUGUCUGCUAUUAACACGAUCAUGAGUGUGAUGGGGAUCAAUCUCAACACCUUACGUCCUGAGCCUUGUGUUGAGGGAUACUCAACUCCUGGGGGCUAUUCUUGCAAGGCAGUCCAUCCCAUAGCACUGGGAAAAGUGAUGAGCAUUGCAAAAAUGAUGAAGGCUGAAUUUGGUGAGGACUACUCGCUCUCUGGUAUUGGAGGUGUUGAGACAGGUGGUGAUGCUGCCGAAUUUAUUCUUCUUGGAGCAAACACUGUUCAGGUAUGCACUGGUGUUAUGAUGCACGGUUAUGGCCUUGUGAAGAAACUUUGCUCUGAGCUAAAAGAUUUCAUGAAAAUGCACAAUUUCUCAUCCAUCGAAGAUUUCAGAGGGGCUUCUCUUGAAUACUUUACAACGCACACAGAUUUGGUACAAAGGCAGCAAGAAGCAAUUCGGCAGAGGAAAGCCAUCAGGCAAGGGUUACAGUCUGACAAAGACUGGACAGGAGAUGGCUUUGUGAAAGAAAGUGAGAGCAUGGUUUCUAACUGAAGUCUUCUACUUUGGUAGGCCUUCUCCCUUGCAUGUUUAAAAAUAAAUGGGGUUUCUACUUUCUUGUCUGGUCAAGUGUUUAGAGACUGUAAAAGUUUGGGUACAGAACUCAACUGCAUGAAGAUAUCAUGUGUAUCUGUUUGAAAAUAUUUUCUUGGAUUUUGUCCAGUGACUUUAAGAUAAAUAUGAAUGAAGAAUAAUUGAAUGUUUUAUGGCA
Molecule: messenger RNA, 1687 nt
Organism: Vitis riparia (riverbank grape)
Lineage: Eukaryota; Viridiplantae; Streptophyta; Magnoliopsida; Vitales; Vitaceae
Product: dihydropyrimidine dehydrogenase (NADP(+)), chloroplastic
Exons: 8
Coding region: 1-1470 (489 amino acids)
Biological process (GO): uracil catabolic process; thymine catabolic process
Cellular component (GO): cytoplasm
Molecular function (GO): dihydropyrimidine dehydrogenase (NADP+) activity; iron-sulfur cluster binding; uracil binding
Source: RefSeq, a predicted model, not a curated record